Molecule: messenger RNA, 4220 nt
Organism: Notodromas monacha
Lineage: Eukaryota; Metazoa; Arthropoda; Ostracoda; Podocopida; Cyprididae
Source: the annotation of a GenBank genome assembly
AUGGAUUGUGAUUUGGGAAUAGCAGACCGUCGACGUGUGAAUACGAUGGACACCUUCAGGCUGCUGAUCUUCAGACGCCUCGCCUUGAGAAGAUGGGUUGCGUACAGGCAUAUUUCUGCGUGGAAUGAGCUCCUGGGAAGACGUCGUGGUGGGAGGACUUCACCGUCACCCGCGAAGAAAACGAAGCGCAAGAUGUUGUGCUACCGCAGUUGCGUCCAACUGAAAGCCUCUGCGUCUUCAUCUUCUUGGUUUCCGAAAAAUCUGUGGUACUGGAAUGGUGCCUUUUGUCUGUUAAAGCAGGAACAUACCAGCAUGUCCGAAGAGCUGCCGUACAGGACAUUUUCUCUCGUCGAUGAAGUUGUCUGUCCUGACCCGAUUAUUGGUGUGCAAAAUGGCACCAGUAACGUUGCUGUGCUGGACAAUGGAUGCUGGAAGGCUCGGUUGGACUGGGCAACGGAAUCGAACCCGCGGCUCAUAUAUCGCAAUCUACUUGCGCGUCUCCGUCCUGAUUUGAUCGGGAAUGACGUAAAGAGCAUUGAUGCCUUGUCCAUCAGGUCUUCGCUGAGGUCUCCGUUCGAACGCAAUGUUCUAACACAGUUUGAAAUAUUUGAAAAUGUUCUGGAUUAUGGUCGUCGGCAUCUGAACUCUGACUUGCGUGAUGUUCCGUGUGUAGUCACGGAAGCUCCUUUGAAUCCGGACUAUUGUCGUAUUCAAGUGGCCGAAAUCUUUUUCGAGAAAUUCGAUGUUGCCUCCCUGCUAACUGGAAUUGACGGUCUAUUCUCCGUUCAUCAUCAUGAUCCUACUCGUGGAACGUACAUGAACGUCGUCCUGGGUCACACAACCUGCCACAUAUUACCAGUUGUGUGUGGCCAGCUUCGCUUAGAAGGUGUUCAAAGGUUGAAUCUCGGUGGAUACGAUGCAACCUUGUAUCUCCAAAAGCUGCUACAGCUGAAGAAUCCGUGGCGGGCUUCCACUGUAACAUUUACUCGCUGUGAAGAAAUUAUUCGGAACUUGUGCAAAUUUUCUGAGGAAGGCUAUAUGGAGAGUCUGUCCCAGUGGCAUGAUGAGGAUGGUGUGGAGAUCUUUUUACCGGCAGCAGCCGCAGUUCCGACUGAAGUAGACCUCGAAGCAAAGAAAGCGCAAGAGUUAGCCCGGAAGGAAAAUCAGGUCAAGCGAUUGAAAGAAAUGCAUCGUACACGGCUGGAGCGGAAGCUGGAAAGUCUCCAGGUGGAGUUCGAAGAAUUGAAUGCUGAAGCAGAUGGCGAAGAUGAAGACAUAGACGCGAGUCUGGAAAAACAACGCUUGGCUCUGAAUUCCCAGAUAACGAAAACGCGGGAAAAGCUCGCGUCGCUGAACGAAUUCGGGGCGAAAAGCAACGAGAAAAGCGAAGAGUGGCUUGAAGAAAUGCGAAGCCGAAGGCAGCACUUGCUUGAUAAAAAGGAAAAAAUACGCGCCCGGAAUGCUGAGAUGGGAAAUCGACACUCCCGAGCUGCUCGAGACCGUCUGCGAAUGUUAUCGCAACUUGCGUCCGAAGACAAAACCGCGGCUGGGCGUAAAAAAGAAAAGAGGGAUACCUUCGGAGCCCGUGACGAGGAUUGGGAGGUAUACAUGGUCGUCGGACGCGAAAACUGGGAUUCCGAGCAUGACGUGGACACAGAACUCCGGGAAAUUGAAAGAUUACUCGCUCAAUAUGACGAGGAACACAAGGCGUUAUUAUCCUGUGGCACUACGUCCUUCCGGAACACGCUCCACUUGGCCACUGAAUGCAUUCGUGUGCCGGAGCUUUUGUUCCAACCAGCUGCACUCGUGGGAUCAAAACAGGCCGGAUUGAGUUUCGGCCUGGAAACAUCCUUCAAGGCGUUCGAUGCGGAAACUGCGCAAGAAUUGGCUGAUAAUAUUAUUGUGUGCGGAGGAUUUGCGUGCAUUCCUGGGUUAAAAGUCCGCUUGGAGAACGAAAUCCGUGCCAUGAGGCCUUUCGAAUCGACGUUUAAUGUUGAAAUAACCAGAGAUCCUGUUCUGGGUUCGUGGAAAGGAGCAGCCGAAUUCGCGAGAGACCCAACCAACUCUGAAUAUUUUGUUACAAGAUCCGAUUACUUUGAAAAAGGAAGUCGUUACUUCCUUGAGCACAAGUGUUCGAACCGAUCUAACGCGGCGAACACUAAUGCGACUGUUCACUCGCGAAUCGUGUGUGGACAAAUCAAACUGAUUAUACCGGAGGUUUUGCGAUCGGGAAUGUCCACAAAGGAUGGCCCGCUCCAGCGAUACGGCGACUGGUCCAUGCAGAUCAGCUCUACCGGGAAGAAGUAUUACUACAAUUACAGAACUUCGACUUCCCAAUGGGAGAAGCCCGCUGAGUGGGCAGAGUACGAGCUCAAGGACAGGAACCGGCAUCAAGACCGCAGAGAUUUGCCCAACCACCGGUCUCAACAUGGAAACCAGCACCGACCGUAUCACCGUAGCGUACAUUCGAACAACUCCGGGCAUGGCAACAAUAUCCCAGCUCAUCCGAGUCAUCAUCCGUCUAGCAAUCGAUACCCCGAACGUUCCAGUCAUGACCUGCAUGGAAGACGUGAUAGUGGGUCGUCGUCAUCCCGAUCGCAUUCGUCUGCGGCGGUACGGCAGGAAAGGCGCCCGUCGUAUCACAGCACUUCCCACUCGCGGUUCCAGUCACAUUACUCGUCAACGUCUCAACAUGAAUCAAAGCCUUCUUCUGGAGCAGAUUGGUCACAAGGCCAUCACUAUGAGCAGCCGAUUAGUCGCAGCGCACCGAACGAAGCUGUGGAUGCGCUCAUGGCGCAACUAAAGUCGGGCGUGAAGGUGGAGAACGUGGAUCAGCGGAUUUUGACUCCGGCGCUGGCCACGUUGCGGUCCCUUCUUCAUCAACGUCAGCAGCAGACGGGCCAAAACAACUUCCCUGGCAGCCAGGCCCAGUUACUGGACGCCUUGUCCACGCCGGGCUCGGCUGUGUCGGCCGCUCUCACGUCCAUGCUGGGCGUGCCGCCGCCGCCGGUUUCUGUGAAGCGCAAGUGGUCGGAGGGGUCGCCUCCAGCGACCGACUACGGGAAGACUCUCCGGCGGGAGGAUUCGCGACUGUCGAAUGGACCCGUUUCAAGUGGGAUAACCACGUGCCAGUCGCUUCCUGGUGUAACCCUUGGGCUGUUCGACGAUGAAUCUGGGCUGGGUGACGUGAGCCCUCCGACGCCUACAGAGUCAGAGCCGAGUCAGAUCUUUUCGCAAGAUAAAGAUCAUGAAGUGGUGUCUCGGUUGGGCACUAACGGCGGGAUCUCGGCACUGAAGGAGGGCGCUGAUGGUGGGCGGGUGGCCGGUGGGGUGGCAAAUGCGUUGCCAGUGGCACCGCAGCCGCACGCACCGCAACAGCCGCCGCCGUCCGUCGACCUGUCGCUGUUCGCUAAGUACGUCAACCAGGAUCUCAUUGGCCACGUCGCCAAUCCGUUGGCCGACGCGCUGGAAAAACAGUUGAAUGCGAUAAGGGCUGAAAUGUAUCACUUUGGUAACGUUCAAAUGGUCAAAUGUGCUUCGAACUUGAAACGGGACCGCUCACUGGUCCGCGUUGCUGAGAUACAAUCUACUAGGAUGUGUCAGAGGAUAAUGUCAUUGCAAGAUAGGCAAAAGGCGGCGGAAAGCAAGGAUCUACGCCAGCAGACUCUGAAGGACCCGGAUCAUUCUUGAACAACGGUGUUCUUCCUCGGCUGGAGCCAGGAGUUUAAAAAAAGAAGAAAAAAGAUAGAAGAAUGAAGGAAGGUAAAAGGGAAGAAAGAUUCCAAGCAUUGCGGACCUGCUGCAGCAUUCGAUUUUCUGUUCUGGAUUGACCACAAAGGCGUUAUUUUUACAAUCCCCGAAUGUAUCAAAUUCAGCGGCUUUCCCCCCGCGCCUCUUCUCCCACUCCAGAAGAAGAAAAGAAAACCCCCGUUUUUAGUUGCGACGUUUGUGAUCACCGCGGACUAUUGGUUUCGUGAGCGUCGAGGAACUUCCCCAGCGGCUCUCAGCAGUUGUUGAAUUGUAAAGCGGAGCGGGCGCCGAGAUCGGCUCGCAGUGAGGCGGUUUUCCUCUCUUUGUCUAUUUUUGUUUCCGCGUCUGUGCUGAUGGAUCUUCGUAAUAGUUGGCGGAACAUAUUGUGGCGAGAGGGAAUAAUAUGGUUAAACUUUUUUGGAGCUCUUUUUUUGUGACGUAAUUAAACAAUGUACGAGCUGAUGUCUUCA